This is a messenger RNA of Phasianus colchicus (ring-necked pheasant), 7755 nucleotides long. RefSeq names its product bromodomain and WD repeat domain containing 3 (gene BRWD3). The record is from RefSeq and is a predicted model, not a curated record. Gene Ontology annotation, cellular component: nucleus. Gene Ontology annotation, molecular function: protein binding. Lineage: Eukaryota; Metazoa; Chordata; Aves; Galliformes; Phasianidae. Gene Ontology annotation, biological process: regulation of cell shape; regulation of transcription by RNA polymerase II; cytoskeleton organization.
ACCGCCCGGCCCUUCCGCCCCGCCGCUUCCCCGCUGCCCGCAGCCGCUCCGCACCGCCCUCGCGCGGCCGGCGGCGCUCCCUGCACCCAGCUCGGCGGUUGCCUUCUCCGGGCCGGGCUAUCUAUGGGGCGAACGGCGAUGCCAUGAAGCCGGCGGAGAACGGCAGCGGGGCGAACGCCGCGCGCGGGCAGCGGGGCUCCUCCAUGGGCGUUCGGCCGCUGUAGGAGCGCCGAGUGCGCGGGGCGCGAUCCGCCACCUCCCCUCCCCCUCGGGCCUCCUGAGGAGGAUGGCGACGGCGGCCGCCCCGACCCAGCUGGAAGCCGAGCUCUAUUACCUGAUCGCCAGGUUCCUGCAGUCCGGACCCUGCAAGAAAUCCGCCCAGGUGCUGGUGGAGGAGCUGGAGGAGCACCAGCUGAUCCCCCGGCGCCUGGACUGGCAGGGCAAGGAGCACCGCCGCAGCUUCGAGGACCUGGUGGCUGUCAAUGCACACAUCCCUCCGGAUUAUCUUCUUAGGAUCUGUGAGAGACUCGGACCGCUUUUAGACAAGGAAAUCCCACAGAGCGUCUUAGGUGUGCAGACCUUGCUGGGUGUUGGGCGGCAAUCUCUGUUAAGGGCAGCAAAAGAUUUCAGACACACACUAUGGAAGGGAUCAGCAUUUGCAGCUCUUCACAGAGGCCGGCCUCCCGAACUACCUGUAAAUUAUGGGAAACCACCAAACGUGGUAAAUAUUCUUUCUGCACGGCAAUUAACUGGAUGUGGACGUUUCAGCCACUUGUUCCCAACAUCCACCUACCAACAGAUGAAGAUGCACAAGAGGAUAUUAGGGCAUCUAUCUUCUGUUUAUUGUAUAGCCUUUGAUCGCAGUGGGAGAAGAAUUUUUACAGGGUCAGAUGAUUGCUUGGUCAAAAUCUGGGCUACAGAUGAUGGGCGCCUGCUCUCAACGCUGCGAGGACACUCGGCUGAGAUUUCUGACAUGGCUGUUAACUAUGAGAACACGCUGCUUGCAGCAGGCAGUUGUGAUAAGAUUGUCAGAGUGUGGUGUCUUCGAACCUGUGCCCCAGUCGCAGUCCUGCAGGGCCAUUCUGCUUCCAUUACUUCUAUACAGUUCUCUCCAGCAAGAAAAGGCACAACACGAUACCUCACUUCUACUGGUGCUGACGGAACAAUCUGUUUCUGGCAGUGGCAUGCUAACACCAUGAAGUUUAAGGAUCGCCCUGUGAAAUUUGCGGAGAGGUCCAGGCCUGGUGUUCAGAUAUCUUGUUCAUCUUUCAGUUCUGGUGGCAUGUUCAUUGCAACAGGUAGUACUGACCACGUGAUAAGAAUAUAUUAUUUGGGCUCAGAGUCUCCAGAGAAAAUGGCUGAGUUGGAAUCUCACACGGACAAAGUUGUCGCAGUCCAGUUCUGUAACAAUGGAGACAGUUUAAGGUUUGUCAGUGGAAGCAGAGAUGGAACGGCAAGAGUAUGGCAAUAUCAUCAGCAAGAAUGGAAGAGUGUAGUCCUGGAUAUGGCGACUAAAAUGACAGGAAACAAUGUAGCAUCUGGGGAGGACAAGGUGACUAAACUGAAGGUUACGAUGGUGGCUUGGGAUAGAUAUGAUGCCACUGUCAUCACUGCAGUCAACAAUUUCCUUCUCAAAGUGUGGAACUCAUCCACAGGGCAGCUUCUUCAUAGUUUAUCUGGUCAUGAUGAUGAAGUUUUUGUUCUGGAGGCCCAUCCAUUUGACCAAAGGAUUGUACUUUCCGCGGGUCACGAUGGAAAUAUUUUCAUUUGGGAUAUAGACAAAGGAACAAAAAUUCGUAAUUACUUUAACAUGAUUGAGGGCCAAGGCCAUGGAGCUGUUUUUGAUUGCAAGUUUUCACCAGAUGGACAGCAUUUUGCCUGCACAGACUCUCAUGGACAUCUGCUGCUAUUUGGUUUUGGAUGCAGUAAAUAUUAUGAAAAGAUUCCAGAUCAGAUGUUCUUCCAUACAGAUUACCGACCACUGAUCCGUGAUGCAAAUAACUAUGUUUUGGACGAACAGACUCAGCAGGCUCCACAUCUUAUGCCUCCUCCAUUUCUGGUGGAUGUUGAUGGAAAUCCUCAUCCCACGAGAUUCCAGCGGCUGGUACCAGGGAGAGAAAAUUGCAAGGAUGAGCAACUUAUUCCUCAGCUGGGUUAUGUAGCUAAUGGUGAUGGUGAAGUAGUUGAACAAGUCAUUGGACAGCAAACUAAUGACCAAGAUGAGAGUAUCCUUGAUGGGAUGAUCAGAGAGCUACAAAGGGAGCAGGAUCUGAGACUAAUCAAUGAAGGAGAAACUCUUCCAAACCCUCCACUCAAUAGAUCUCACUCUGUUAAUGGAGCUCUUCGAAGUCCAGCCUUGGAAAUUGCAUCUCCACCGAAUGUUGGUCUCCGGAGAAGCGGUCAGAUUGAAGGGGUCCGGCAAAUGCAUCACAAUGCUCCCCGAAGUCAAAUGGCAACAGAGAGAGAUCUCAUGGCAUGGAGCAGAAGAGUAGUAGUGAAUGAGCUUCCUCCAGGCAUCAGCAAGGUCCAGGAAGAAUGUCGAGCUGCUAAAGGUGAAAUUGAAAUUGGAUUAUACACUGUUGAAAAGAAGAGAAAGCCAUCCCAUACCUUACAACGGAAUGAUUACCAGUCAGGAAGUGGAAGAUCUUUGAGAAGGAACCAGCGCAAACGCCAGCAUGCAUACCAGACCCGCUCCACAAUAGAGCACAGUCAGCAAGGAGCAAAUCAAAACUCACGUGCACAGGAAGAGUCGGACAGCUCCUCAGAGGAAGAUGAGACAGUUGGCACAAGUGAUGCAUCUGUGGAUGAUCCUGUGGCAACAUGGCAAAGUGACAGCAGCUCCAGUGAUUCAUCAAGUGAAUAUUCUGACUGGACAGCAGAUGCUGGAAUUAAUCUCCAGCCUCCAAAGAGACAAACGAGGCAGGCAGCUCGGAAAAUCUGUAGUAGUUCUGAAGAUGAAAAUUUGAAGGGAACAAAAGGAGUGGAGCAAAAACGAAGGAAACUAAAGCAACCUAGAAAAAAGAAACCAAGUGGACUGCUUUCAAUGGAAGGGGAGCCCAGUGAGGAGUGGCUGGCCCCGCAGUGGAUCUUGGAUACCAUACCCCGCCGCUCACCUUUUGUCCCUCAAAUGGGAGAUGAGAUCAUAUACUUCAGGCAAGGCCAUGAAGCUUACGUGCGGGCAGUAAGGAAAGCAAAAAUUUACAGUAUUAACAUGCAAAAACAACCAUGGAACAAAAUGGAACUCAGGGAACAAGAAUUUGUGAAGACUGUAGGAAUUAAAUAUGAAGUUGGGCCCCCUACACUUUGCUGCUUGAAGCUUGCAUUCCUAGAUCCAAUCACAGGCAAAAUGACAGGAGAAUCAUUUUCCAUUAAGUAUCAUGAUAUGCCAGAUGUUAUUGACUUCCUUGUGCUGCAUCAGUUUUAUAAUGAAGCCAAAGAGAGGAACUGGCAAAUAGGGGAUAGAUUUCGCAGUAUAAUAGAUGAUGCUUGGUGGUUUGGAACUGUGGAGAGUCAGCAGCCUUUUCAGGCAGAAUACCCUGAUAGCUCCUUUCAGUGCUACUCUGUUCACUGGGACAAUAAUGAAAGAGAGAAAAUGAGUCCAUGGGACAUGGAGCCAAUUCCAGAAGGAACUGCUUAUCCAGAGGAGGUUGGUGCUGGAGUUCCUGUGACUCCAGAUGAGCUGACAGCUCUUCUCUACAAACCCCAGGAAGGAGAAUGGGGGGCCCAUUCCAGAGAUGAAGAAUGUGAACGAGUAAUUCGGGGGAUUGAGCAACUUCUUUCUCUUGACAUUUCUAAUCCCUUUGCUGUUCCAGUGGACCUUAGUGCCUAUCCCAUGUAUUGCACUGUAGUUGCUUAUCCAACUGACCUCACCACAAUCAGGAGGAGACUUGAAAACAGGUUUUAUAGGAGAAUCUCUGCACUGAUGUGGGAGGUACGAUACAUUGAACACAAUGCCAGGACUUUCAAUGAGCCAGACAGUCCUAUAGUCAAAGCAGCCAAAAUCGUAACAGAUGUGUUACUUCGUUUCAUUGGGGAUCAGAGUUGUACGGAUAUAUUAGAUAUAUAUAAUAAGGUGAAAGCAGAAGACCUGAGCAGUACUGAUGAAGAGGAAGAGGUGGCAGAAGUAGAUGUAGAUUCAGAUGCUCCAGGAACUUCCUCUGGAAAACGACGACAGGUAAGACGACGAAUAAAAAGACAGCCUGUGAAAGGAAGUCCUGAUGCUUGGAAAGAGCAAUGCAAGCAGUUGUUAAACCUGAUUUAUGAAAGAGAGGACUCUGAGCCUUUCAGACAGCCAGUUGACCUCUUCUCCUAUCCUGAUUACCGAGAUAUUGUUGACACUCCUAUGGACUUCAGCACUGUGAAAGAAACCUUGGAAGCAGAGAAUUACACCAGUCCCUUGGAAUUCUACAAAGAUAUUCGUUUAAUAUUCUGCAACUCUAAAGCUUACACUCCUAAUAAAAAGUCUCGAAUCUACAGCAUGACACUUCGACUAUCUGCCUUAUUUGAAAAUCAUAUGAAGAAUAUCAUCUCUGAGUACAAGUCAGCAAUGCAAUGCCAGAAGAGGAAAAGGCCCCGGUACCGAAAACGACUAAGAAGCAGCAGCAGUUCACCGUCAACUAGCAGAGCCUCUAGUCCAAAAGGGAAACAGAAGCAAAUGAAGAUUCAACCUAAAACCAACCUGAAUACCUCAUUGCCUUUGACUAGGACCAGCUCUUCAGUUUCAUCUCAUGUUUCAGAUACAACAGAGGAACCUCUGGGUUCAGCCACUGGUGAAGAUGUGGAAGUCCAGCCAUCUUCCUCAGGCUCAAAUGCACAGAAUCGAAGUGGAAAUACCAUUGAUCCAGGGAAAAUUAAACCAAUCAGAAGUAAACUGACACCAGUGAAACAAGAUCACUCUCCUGAUGGACCACUUACAAAUGGUGAUGGCAGAGAACCUCGGACAGGAGUGAAGAGGAAGCUAAUAAGUGCAUCAGAAGAUGAGCAUCUAGAGGAGGGAGAGGCAGAGGAAGAAGAAGAGAAAAGAGAAAUAAAGGAGAAAUCUGGUUUGUCUUCAUCAGAAAGUGGGGAAUCAGGAUCUAGUUCAAGUUCUGAAAGUAGAAGUGGUUCUGAUUCAGACUCUGAAUCAACAUCUAGAACAGAUCAGGAUUACAUUGAUGGAGACCACGACUACAGCAAAGUUGUGCAAUCCAAAAAACCCAAAAGAAAAAUCAAAAGAAAAUUCACCAGUGGGAAAAGGACCUGGCAGAGCAGAGGGACAGGGAGGAGAGGUAGAUGGGGAAGGUGGGGGAGAUGGAGCAGAGGGGGAAGAGGCGGUAGAGGUGGAAGAGGCUGUGGCAGAGGAAGAAGAGGUGGUGGCAGGGGUGGAAGAAGAGGCCGAGGAGGCAGAGGAGCCUCACGAGGAGCCACCAGAGCAAAACGUGCCCGAAUUACAGAUGAUGAAUUUGAAACUCUGUUUGGAGGACAAUUCGGUGAAAAUGUGUUUGGAGGCCGAUUCAGUAGAGCACCUCGAAUCAGAACGAGGAAUGAGGGUAGAAGAACCGUCCUGUAUAACGACGAUUCUGAUAAUGACAAUUUUGUGCACACCGAGGAUCCUUUGAACCUUGGUACUUCCAGGUCAGGCAGGGUGCGGAAAAUGACAGAAAAAGCCAGGGUCAGCCAUCUCAUGGGAUGGAAUUAUUGACAGAUGAAAAACUUUGGAACAAUUUUUAAAAGAACUUCAAUGGCCUUCUACUGCAGGGAUUUUACCAGAAAAUCUACCAAGCAAGUUGUGCGGGGACUCCACUCACGUUUCACAGUGGUGCUUUUCCAUUAUGUCAGUUUGCGUUUGUUUUAAAACUUUAGAUCUCCACACUUCAUUGGUCAAAGCAAGCCUUAUUCAUUAGGCCUUAAAUUACAGAAAUUCUUCCCCACACACUACGAGUUCAUCGCAUUAAAGAGGCUUCCAGCUUCUCAAUAAGAACGUGACAUUUUGAAUCAUGGUUAUGACUUCUCUCCCUUGUUUUGUUUUUGUAUUAUAGAAAUAGCACCUUCUUACAGAGUUUUUAUGUGGUUUUUGCCAUAAAUCCUUAUACACAGUAAUAAUUAUAACUUUUGCACAAUACACCAAUCCUAAAGGCAGCUAUAAAAUGUUUACAGUUUCUAUAUUGUAAGAAGGAUCUGGAUUGUUUUAAUCUUCCCAGGCCAAACAGUCAUGAAUUGUGCUGAACUGAAGUAUGUCUAUACUACAGUUAUGAGGGUCCUGAUGUGCUUUCUAUCGGUUCUUUAUUCGUGUAAAAAGUGACAAAGGGUUGGUGCCUUGUAAAUAUGUAGCAAACCUUUGAUGUGGUGUGUCCUAUGUGUGCAUUAACUUUAUUAAAAAGAGAAUACUUGAGAAGUAUGAAUAUCUAGACAAAAGGUGCCAAAUGCAAAAGUUACUUGCAUCUAUUUUCUUUUUGUCCUCUCAUAUUUUUAUAGUAUUAAUAGAGAUUGUGCAGCUAAGUGGUAACUUCAACAUUUGAAAGGUUCCUCCUCUUCGAAGCAUAACAUGAUUUUUAAUAGUAGCUUGGCUACCUCUAUUCACAACUACUGGAAAUUUAAAAGAAAAUAGAUGCUAUUAUUCAGUACGUGUUGAAGAAGUACUGGCAAGAAGGAGCUGUAGAAGGAUGGAAUUGUUCACCGAGUUGUGUAGUAAAGAUAUCUUUAUUGACACAAUGAAAACAAAUCUAAGUAAUUAUCAGAGGUUUCAGAAGCCUAACGUUUUCAGCAGAUGGCAAUUUGUUUGUGCAGAUAGCCCAACUGUUUCCCAUACAAUUCUGCUGCCACUUACUCAGUGCAAAUCUGUGUUUGUUUUAGUUUGUCCCUUGAAGCUGCUGGGGAAGCAGAAUGGAGCUCUGGUGGCUGGCAGUACUGGGAAGUUGCUGUUCCAUCCUCCACACGAACUCUGGUAUCUCAAGCUUCCAGAAGCAAAUUCAUGUUGCACUGUAUUGUUGUGACACUGCAGAAUGCUAACUUGAAGUCAGAAUCAUUUUGGUGGUAGUAGUAGUAGUACAGUGUGUGAUGAUACGAGGGAAACGUAGAGGCUUUUCUGUGGGUGCAGACCCAGCAGCCAGGAGCAGGCGCUUUGUGUGGGCUGAGCUAGUGGUGGCAGCCUCUUUGCUCAGCAGGGUCUGCUGGAAUGCAUGUGGAACUUCGGUUUCUCCUGUUGUCUAAAAGAAUCUGACAGUUCCAGCUCGGUUGGGUGAGUUAGAUUGCACUGAGAGAAGAAAAGGAAAGAAAGAGAUUGUACGUUUUUGGUGGAGUUUUUCAAUAUUCUUUUUAAAAACAAAACAAAACAAACAAAAAUUUUCAUCCAAUAUCCGUAAGUUCUUCUGUGCACGGCUUGGUCAAUGAUUCUGGAAAACCUCAGGCAGCAAAGAGUGACCCAUGUAUAUUCUCAGAUGCAGAAAGAAUAUAGUUUUUGCCUUUCUAUAUUGAACACUGUCUAUUUUAUCUCGCUUUCCAGAACCUCUAGUUAGAAACAAAAUGACUUGAAAAAAAGCAAAGGUUUAGUUUUGUGAUGGAGGAAAGUAUAUCCUAAAUUGCUCAGAGCAUUAGUAUGACUUAAUGGUUCAGCAGAAAAAUCUACUUUAUCAACUGUUUUGAAUCAGCCAUAAUCUGUUUCUGAACUUAAUUCAGUUCUGUCUUGGUGGAAAUACAGUGCAGACACUGCUAGUUCUGUACUGGGCUUUAAAAUAUAAAUACCUGUCCUAUCAUCUCUCUCUCAUUUUAUAUAUAUAU